Colletotrichum gloeosporioides is the source of this 1032-nucleotide messenger RNA. RefSeq lists its product as uncharacterized. The record is from RefSeq and is a predicted model, not a curated record. Gene Ontology annotation, molecular function: hydrolase activity. The transcript has 2 exons. The coding region runs from base 1 to 1032 and encodes 343 amino acids. Lineage: Eukaryota; Fungi; Ascomycota; Sordariomycetes; Glomerellales; Glomerellaceae.
AUGAGCUCCUCUUUCCCGCUGAAGGGAUUGGCGGGGUACACGUCGAGAACAGUGCCCUUCAAAGUCAUCUCGGAUGGUACAACCAUCAACGCCGACGUCGUGUACCCCGAGACGUCGGAUGGCUCUCCCGCUGUCGUGCUGCUGCAUUAUCACGGCGGUUUCCUCAUCGUCGGGGAUCGAUAUUCGUUCUUGCCAUACUGGCUUGUGCAUGCAUGUGCCUCUCGUGGAUGGGUCUUCGUAACUCCUGAUUAUCGCUUGAUGCCCGAAUCAACCGCACACGAUGCCGUUCAAGACGCUGCGGAUGCCUAUAAAUGGGUCUGGUCGUCACUUCCUGAAAUCUUGGGCCGCCCUGUCGGCUCACUCUCACUCGCUGGGUCAAGCGCGGGAGGGUAUUUGGCUCUUAGUACAGCCGUCUCAGCCAUUAAGAAGCCUAAUGCACUGCUGCUGAUUUACGGAAUGCUCGAUCCGUCUGGGACUCGAUACACGACCGCUGGGAAGAACAUCUUUGACCGGCCACUAAUCGAGACUGGGCCUAUCUUGGAAGCAUGGCCCAUGAGAAAGACUUCGGGCGAAGACAGGAAGCCGGUCUCAGCUUAUCCGAUUGCAGACCCUGCUACUGAUCCCAAAUUUGCCCUUGCAUCCGCACUGCACAUUGACGCCAUAUUCCCCGACUACAUGGCUGGGGUCCCUGGCCUUGCUCGCCAAAUUGCUGCCGAAGGAAUUACGGCAGUACCUGAACAGCAUCGGCAGCUAUUCCCGCUUGACUUUGGUAACUUGAGGGGCCUCCCGCCUAUCAUGCUACUCCAUGGUGCGAACGACUCAGCUGUACCGCUUGAGUGUAGCACAAAGGCCGCAGACAAGCUCGAGGAAUCUGGAGUGGGCGUUUUUACAGAGUUCCCAGCUAACGCACAGCACGGUUUCGACGCAAGGGCGGGUGACGUCAACAUCGAAACUUCAGCUGGGGAUGCGGUGAUUGCUGUAGAGUCUCUUAGGAAGGCGAUUGGCUUCCUCGAACAAUAUGCAGUCAACUAG